Didymodactylos carnosus is the source of this 579-nucleotide messenger RNA. NCBI's taxonomy places the organism in Eukaryota, Metazoa, Rotifera, Eurotatoria, Philodinida, Philodinidae. The record is from the annotation of a GenBank genome assembly.
AUGUCCCUCAUGGAACUGCAUUCUAUUCGACGUCGAUCGGAUGAAUAUUCACAGUCAUUUAUUUUGUUAACAACAUGGAAAGAAAUUGUCCAGUGGUUGAAAUUAUCACCUUAUUUACGAAAGAUUUCUAAUACAUAUGAAUACAUUUUUUGGAAUAAAAAUCGAAAAUGUGUUGUCAGUGAAGAUGAUACAAUAACAUUGACAAUUGAUGAUAUUGAUGAUAAUUUAAUCUCAGGUGAUCACCAAACAGCAACAAUUAAUUUUUCAGUUGUUGAUAAAAAUCUAGUAAUAACAGUAACAAUAAGAAACAAAAACGAUGAUGACAUUCUAAAAUUAAACUGUUCUAAAAUGUUAACAAUUGGACGUUUAUGUGAUAUAAGUUGUUUGUUAUUCAAUGGAGAGAGUAAAUACUAUCGUUUAGAUGAUUCAGAAGGAUAUCGUCUGGAUGAAAAAGACACAUUGGAUAAUCUUAAUGAAGAAGCAAAUGAAUUUCAAUUUCAAUUUAUUUGCAAAGCACAAAUCAAACGUUUAAUCAAAAAUAGUCGAACUGCCCUGCCAUUUAAAAACAUCACUCGAUGA